AUUUGUUUAUUUGUUUAUUUGUUUAUUUGUUUAUUUGUUUAUUUGUUUAUUUGUUUAUUUUAUUACUUUACUUAAAAAUGACAAGUGUUACAGUAUCUAAUGGACUAUUUUCAAUAAGACCUUAUCGACAUAGUAAUUCGAAUCAAUCUAUUCUAUCAUCAUCUAGUACACCAUCAUUAUUAUCUCCAGUAAAUCAUACACCAAAAUUGACUAUUAAAUUAGAUCAAGAAGAUAACGCUUCUAUUCGACCUAAUUCAAUUAUAAGAGGCAGUGUUAUAUUAAAGACGAUAAAGACGAUACAUGCAAGUCAAAUUCGUAUCAAGUUUCGAGGAGUUGAAUGUGCGAGUGCAAAAGUAAAAGAAACAAGUCUUGAUAAAAUGGAUCGUAUUGAAACGAUAAAAACACUUUAUUUUGAAAUAGAUACUCUUGUAUGGGGAAAUGAACCAAAUGCAUUCGCUGUUGAUGGUUGGCAAUCUAUUGAACCUGGAGAACAUGAAUAUCAGUUUGCCCUCAAGUUUCCUAAUGUUAAUUUCCCUCCUUCUACAGAGGAUCCUGCUGGAUUUUCUAUUCGUUAUAUUUGGACAGCUUUCCUUGAUGGUCCUGCUCAUCAUCCAGGCCUUCAAAGUCCAGAUCUAGUCACUACCUUUCGUCCACUUUUAGUGGCACCCAUAAAUACCCCUUGGACAUUUAAUGAUACUCUCUUCAGUAAAAAAAUAACUCCUUUAGCUACUUUGAAAGUCCAAUUACCAGCUCAAGUCUUUUGUCCUGACCAAUCCUUUACAGCAUCUAUUCAAAUUCAUACAAUUCCUACUGAUACCACCAUUGGAAGUUUCGGUUAUAAAUUACGCAAAUGUUACGAGGGUAAAGUGCCAUUAUCAUCCUCCAAUACGUCCAUUCGUAGUAUUCGUAAACAAGAUAUCUUUCAGUCUAUGAUACCCCUUCAUCAUAACGAUUCACAUAUAGAACAAGAUGUCACCAUUGAUUUACCUUCUCGUCUCUUAUCACCUUCAUUUACCUCUCAUUAUAUUCGAGUUUAUUAUUACUUGGUCUUAAUGAUUCAAUUUGAUAUCGGUAAAGGCAUAAAAAAGACGAGUCAUCAUAUGCAAACAGAGGUACCCAUUGGUAUUGCCAACUUAAAUCAUGGUUAUUUAGUACGUGUACCUGAAUUGACAUCUAUACAACAUUAUCAACUUUCACUUGAGGCACCUUAUUUCUUUGAUCCAUCUUUAGAGACACCACCACUACUAUCAUCAUCAUCGUCUCCUUCUUCUCUAGAAUGGUUUGAGCCAUCAGAGAAUGACACAUUACCUCCACCACCUGCUUACUUUAGCUUAACUCCUCAGUUUAUUCGUAAGGAACGACAAGAAAAGACAAGGUAUGCAAGUUUUCUGGUGAAACCAAAUAUGUUUCCUGAAUUGGGUGAACCAUACUUGAUAAAAUCUGAUGAUCACGAAUGGUAAAAAGAUUAUGUAAUAAAUUGCUUAUGUAAUCAACUUUUUUUUUUUUUUUAUUUCUCCACCCCUUCCCAAAAAAAAAUUAAAUACCAUUAGAGGAAGUUUAUUUUAUUUUAUUUUUCCUAAUAAAUGAG
This is a messenger RNA of Cokeromyces recurvatus, 1588 nucleotides long. RefSeq lists its product as uncharacterized. NCBI's taxonomy places the organism in Eukaryota, Fungi, Mucoromycota, Mucoromycetes, Mucorales, Mucoraceae. Gene Ontology annotation, cellular component: cytoplasm. Gene Ontology annotation, biological process: protein transport. The coding region runs from base 78 to 1460 and encodes 460 amino acids. The transcript is spliced from 4 exons. The record is from RefSeq and is a predicted model, not a curated record.